Molecule: messenger RNA, 411 nt
Organism: Colletotrichum higginsianum IMI 349063
Lineage: Eukaryota; Fungi; Ascomycota; Sordariomycetes; Glomerellales; Glomerellaceae
Exons: 1
Coding region: 1-411 (136 amino acids)
Source: RefSeq, a predicted model, not a curated record
AUGAAGCCCGAGACGUCCGAGAACCCCAACAUGGAAGCCGAUGGCCAAGGCACCCCCCCAACCAACAGUAGUAGUAGUAUUCGCUCCCAUCGCCCCGCCACGAUUCCAUCGAGCCGAUAUGAAAACAUUGACGCGGCGGCCAUCCCACCGCCACCACCGCCGUCGCCGUCGCCGUCACCUUCUGGCCCAACACAAAAACAGGUUGACGAGCUCGUCGCACUCUGUCGCAAAAUCAAUCAACAAACGGCCCCAUACAAGGAAGCUCUGGUGUCGAGGAAAAGCUCGACAAGGGUUAACCGUGCUAUGACUGCCACGCUCGCGUCCUUCGUCUUCGCUGCCGAACUCGUUGUUCUAAGGGCUGAACGAGACGAGUCCAAAAAGAGCAAAAUGGACAAUAAACCCAAACCAUGA